This is a messenger RNA of Nilaparvata lugens (brown planthopper), 6703 nucleotides long. RefSeq names its product Usher syndrome type-1G protein. The record is from RefSeq and is a predicted model, not a curated record. Gene Ontology annotation, molecular function: protein binding. Lineage: Eukaryota; Metazoa; Arthropoda; Insecta; Hemiptera; Delphacidae. The transcript has 11 exons. The coding region runs from base 621 to 2147 and encodes 508 amino acids.
UAUCCUUCCUCUAGUUGCCAGGUGCAAGGCUUACAGGAAGGAUACUCUUCUCUCUGAACUUCCAUAAUUUUUUACAUCAAUUUUCUCACAGUUUUUUCCAGUAAACCUUUAACUAAUCAUUGUUAGCCCUUAACUGUCGAUUUAUAACAAUCUAGUGAGUUAUCUUGUCAAGUUUCUAAACUUCAGUUAAAGUUUUUUGAGGUUAUGUUAUUUAAAAUUUUGGAGGUCAGCGCUCAUCCGUGACGAGAGAGAGAGUGAGGGAGUUAGUGAGAGAGUGUGUGAGAGUAAGUGAGAGAGAGACAGCGAAUAACCCAACCGGUUCCCCAUUGUUGUCAAUUUUUAGUUCAGUUUUGUGACUGGCUUUUGAUCGUGAACGUGAACUUUGGUAUUUUGUGUUUGUGACCGAAAAGAAUUUCUCUUAUCAGUGUGAAAUUCACGAAAAUUCUGGUGAAAUCUUCUUAGUGAUAAGGAUGUCAACAGAGAAAGUCAUCUGCGUUUGUGAGUGACUUGCUAAAGCUUCGAGCGAGAUGAUUGAAGUCUACAGAACGGAAACUGGGAAAAAUACCACAUUUUUAACAAAAUACCAUCAUAAACCUGAGAUGACAAACUGAGUUUCAGUCAUGUCCAACAGAUUUCAUAAAGCUGCUCAAGAUGGCAUGCUUGAGAUUCUGAGAGAGGCAACAAAGCGGGAUUGCAAUGCGAAAGACGAGGAUGGAAUGACUCCCACACUCUGGGCUGCCUAUGAGGGAAAUCUUGAUGCUUUAAGGCUGCUUGUUGGUCGUGGGGGUGACCCAGAAAAAUGCAACUACCACUUCGGGCAGAGUGGACUGCACUUGGCGGCCGCCAGAGGUCACCUGCCUUGUGUCACCUUCCUGGUGGCGUUUGGAGUCAAUGUGUGGCAACUGGACCACGACUCACGCACGCCCAUGCAGCUGGCAGCCGCCCAUUCAAGGCAUGCCGUCCUCGACUACCUCGAUAAAGCAGCUGCCAAACAGGAGGUAACCAACAAGAGAGAGGCGAAAUUGAGGAAGGAGAAGGCACAAAAGGAUGCCGAACGCCAUAGAAGGAAGUACGAAGAGAGAAUGAAGAAGGAACGGGAGAAGGAAGAGAAGAGGAUAAGAAAGAUAAAGAAAGUGGAGAAGGAAAUUCUUGGAGGGCACAAGAUAGAGGUGGAUACUCCGAUACCUACAACUCUCCCUUCAAGAAAAUCGGUAAUAGAGGUGACAGGACCCUCGUUCACUCAAAUUGUGGGAGCAGGAACGUUAUCCAAGAAACCAGCUGUUCAGACAGGUGUGAAGAAAAUUAUCGACAGGAAACUCAGGGCAACAAGCCAACUCAAGCAUAGCAGCAACGAUAUCAGGGUGGAUCCAGAACCCAACAAAAUCAUACACACAGGCCAAAGAAAAGAUUCGCAAAUAAUCUAUGUCAAUUCCUAUGAUGCUCAAAAUAAUGGUGGAAAACGUGGUAGAAUAGCCGACGUUUUUGACACAAAAGGCGAAUUAAUUCGCUCCAUAUCGCAGCCCGAUUAUCUGAACAGUGCCGGAGUCGGAGGUGUUGAAGUGGGGGGAAGCCCCCUUCACGAACAGGCAAGCAUCUUUGAUAGACCUGGAUUCGGUAGUGUUGCUUUUAGACAAAGAAACGCCCUAGCCGGAACCUUGAGUGCCCUGCCAGCCCUGGACCUAGACAAGGACAGCGGGGGAGAAGGACAGGAUGGGUUAGGAGUAGGAGGGGGAGGAGAAGUAGGAGUAGGAGGAGGAGAAGAGGAUAGCAGUAUUGGCAGUGCUGGGAGUCUGGCUAAGAGGAACCAGGUGGGAGGGGUGGGAGGAGUCCUACAUUGGCAGCAUCAUCACGCCGACAUUGAUACUAGUGAUGAAGACCCCCUAGACACAGGAAGCGACUUGGCCUUGGGCGACACGAGUGGCUGGUCGGUGGCGCUGAAGCGGUUCCUGGUGGCGUCGGGGUGCGGCGAGUGGUGGCCGCAGCUGGUGGAGCAGCGCAUCGACCUGGACGCCCUGCUGAUGCUCAGUGACGGUGACCUGGUGCAGCUAGGCAUGCCCAUGGGGCCCCGCCGCAAGCUGAUGCAUCAGUGCCGACAGCGCAGGCAGGCCAUCGACACACCAGGGGACAUGCACGAUAGUCGGCUGUGAUAGGGCCACCUGAUAGACAAGGAGAGCAAAGAGGCAGGAGAUAGAGGUGAAGAGGGUGAUACAGGGAAGGAGAAAGUGAGAGAGUAAGAGAGAAGAUUAAGAAGAAGAAUAGUAGGUGGUAGAAGAAGAUAGUGACAGAGAGAGAGUCAGUGGUGGAGGAGUCGGCUGUUAUAGGUGCGGCUGAUAGACAGGGAGAGCAAAGAGGAAGGAGAUAGAGGUGAAGAGGGUGAUACAGAGAGGGAAUGAGUGAGAGAGUAAGAGAGAAGGUUGAGAAGAAGAAGAAGAAGAAGAGUAGGUGGUAGAAGAAGAUAGAGACAGAGUGAGUUAGUGGAGGAGAGGAAGAAGAAAAAGAAGUGGAAGAAAAAGAGGAAGGAGAAGAGGGAAGAAAUAGUACGGAGUAGAAGAAGAUAGAGACAGAGGGAGACAGUGAAGGAGGAGAGGAAGAAGAAAAAGAAGUGGAAGAAGAAGAAGAGAAAAAGUGGAGGAUAAAAGAAGAAGAUAGAGUAAAGGAUAGAGGCGGAGUAGAAGGUGAGGAUAACAGGAAGGAUUGAUUGAUUCUUUUUUAUUUUGUUAGAGGGAUGAGAAGAAGGGAAAGAAGAAGAAGGGGAAGAAGAGGAAGAGUUAGAAGAAGGAGAAGAAGAAAAAUAAGAUUAGGUAGUAGAAGGAGGAAGAGAGAGAGAGAGUGAGAGCGAGAGUGAUAUAGUUUGUGAGGAGGGGAUGAGGAAGAAGAGAAGUAGAGGAAGGAGAGAAAGAAGAGUAGGUAGUAGAAAAAGAUAGGGAGAUAGUGAAGGAGAGGAAGAAGAAGAAGAAGUGGAAGAAGGAGAAGAUUAGGUAGUGAAAGGAGGAAGAUAGAGAGAGUGAGAGUGAAAGCGAGAGUGAUAUAGAGAGUGAAGAGGGGGAGAGGGAGAAGAGAAGUAGAGGAAGGAGGGAUGUAGAGGGAGGAGUGAUAGAAGAGUAGGUAGUAGAAGAAGAUCAGGACAGAGGGAGAUAGUGAAGAAGAAGGAGAAGAAGAAGAGGAUAAGGAAGAGGAGGAGGUAGGAGAAGAAGGAGAAGAAGAAGAGGGAGAAGAAGAAGAGGAGGAAGAAGGAGGCAAAGGAUGAGAAGAGUAAGAGUAACAGGGAGAGAAGAAUAGUAGAGAGGACAGGAAGAGGAUGAUGAAAGGGAGAAUAAAAAUGAGAGAGAAGGAGGACAAGGGAAAGAAGAGUAAACGAAGGACAAAAAGAGCGAGUAGGAGAAGGAGAAGGAAACGAGAGUAAAAGAGAGAGUAAAGGGAGAAGAUUAAGAAAAAGAUGGAAAAGGAGUAGAAGGAUUAAAAAAUUAGAAUUAGAAAGAGAAGAAAAGAAAAAGAAGAAUAGUAUAGCUGGCAGAAUGAGGUGGAGAAGAAGAAGAGGAAGAGAAGAGCUGAAUAUAGAGCAGGCGGUGCUGGUGAAGAAGAAGGAGAGGAAGAAGGAGAAUUGGUUGUAGCAGAAGGGGGAAGAGAAGAAUAGAAGAAUGAGCAGGAUGAGGUGAAGGAGUAGGGAUGAGAAGAACUGAAAAAACUGCCUGCGGUGAAGAAGAAGAUGAAGGAGAAGGAGAACAAUAAGAACAAGGAGAAGAGUAUGAGGAGGAGAAAAUAUAGAAGAGGAAGAAGUAGAAGAAAAAGAAAAAAAGGGGAAAGACAAAGAAGAAGAAGAAGCUGAAAAAGAUGAAGAAAAGGGGAAAAAUGAAGAAUAAAGAAAGUAGAAAACGGAGAAGAGGAAGAAGAUUGUGAGGAAGAAGAAGAAAGAGAAAGAGGAAGAUAAUUAUUAUUCCACAAGUUGAAUGUAGCAUUGGUCAAGAAUACCCAAGGCUUUCUAUCAAAUCUUUAUUUCGAAGUGCUGUAACUCCUUCGAAAAUCAUGAUUUUUGAACAACAUCACCGUAUAGGUAAUUUUAUUCUCUUCAAAAUUGUUUCCUGUAAAAUUCACCUAAAACGCACCGUUAAGGAGUUACAAGCCAAAAACUGCACGAACUACACAAUAUUCUAUUCUCACAGACUUCCGAAUGUCAGCUGCCAAAACUUAGAACAGCUCUGGAGCCUGAUAGAUGAGUGAAGGAACGUCAGCACAUUCUGCCGGCAGAAAUCUGAACUAAACGUCACCUGCAAUUCUGCAAACGGGAGCGCUCGCCCCACCUAGCGGCAGCAAUUGUAACUAAUCUAUACAUUGAUUCAGUUUUUCACGAUUUGUGGCCUUAUUGUUGAUUUUACGGUAAAAAUGCAUAUAACACAAAUUGUAGAGAAUGAAACAGGAAAUUUACCUAAUAACAUUUUUUCGUAUCGUCCCGUAUAAGCCUGGAAUUUACAAAAAAGCUGUAACCAUUCUAUGCACUGAUUCAGCUUUUCGUUAAUUUUGAUGUAAUUAUUGACUUUAUGGUAAUAAUGCAUGAGUCGAAAGUUGUAGGGAGUGAAAUGGAGAACAAAUUAUGUUUCAUCAACUUUUCUCGUUUCUACUUGUAUAAGGCUGAAAUUUAAAAAAACACUAAAAAUAAGCUGUUGAUGGUGGCUAUUUAUAGUGAGUGAAAAUCAUUGUAAACUUUAAUAAUAAAUUAUAGUUCAUUUUCUUCUUAUCAUACAUUUCCCUCGAAAAGAAAGAAGAAGUGGAGGAGGAGGAAGAGAAGGAAGAAGAAUAUAUAUUGUUCCUCGAACUGACUUAACUAUAUGCAGAAGACAAUUCAACUACAUAGUAAAUAAACUAAUAAAUAUUAUUCCAGAACAUUUUAUAAAAAUAAAACCCUCUAAAGCACUUAAAACAAAAAUUGAGAACUGGAUCAAGAUUGAAAAUGUUGUAGUCAAACUAUUUCAACUCUAGGCAUUCAUCAACUCUUUAUUAUCAUGUUUUAUUCAAAUUAUUACUAUCUUUAAGUAAUACUACCUUUACUAUCUGAAAGUUGUCUAUCAAACUAUGAAUUUGUUACUUUGUCUUAUCGUUUGUAAGUAUUGAGAUGUGACCUGGUUUCCAUAGUUUUAUUUAUUUUAGUGGUUUGAAUUAGCUCUUUUUUCUAUUGACAUGUUUGCUGUACCUAGUUGCUCAAACUCACUGCCGGCGCACAAGUUUUCUUUGCCGGUAGUGCCAUUUUGUAAGUUAAAAUAUUUAUUUUAUCAAUCUGUAUUAUUUUAUGGCAAAUAAAUGAAUUUAAAAAAAAAGAAGAGGAGGAAGAAAAAGAGGAAGAAGAAGAAGAUGAGGAAGGAAAUGUAUGAGAAGAAAAUGAACUAUAGAAGGAGAAGAAGAAGAAGGAGAAGAAGAAGAAGGAGAAGAAGAAGAAGGAGGAGAAGAAGAAGAAGAAGAAGAAGAAAGAAGAAGAAGAAGAAGAAGAAGAAAAGAAGGAAGAAGAGUGAGAUAACAGCAGAGAAAGCAGAAGACAGCAAAUAAAGCAAGGCAGUGGGAGAAGCAGUAGGCUAGAUGAAACAAAAGUUGUGGAGAAGGAAGAGGAGAAGGAAGAGUAGAAUUGAGAGGAGAAGGGAGAAUAAAAAAGAAUAAAAGGAGGAAGUUUCGUUAAGAGUUGAAAGUUGAUGAACUUUUAGGUGUAUGAAUUUCCAGUAUUAGGAUAGAGUAUACUUCAUUGCAUUAUUUAAAAUCAAUAUUAAUAAUAAAUUAAUAAAUGAUAAUUAUUAAUUGUAUUACAUUGAUAUGACUUGUGUGAUUAUUUCCAGUGCACUCUGAAUCUAUAUAUUUCUGUCACAAUAGACUACCUCUCAAAUUUUUCUAUCUCGUGUAGUUGAUUCUUGUUUUUGUAAAACUAUUUUUCCACUUUAAAAUAAGAUUUAUAAAUAUUGUUUGAACCUUCAAGUAUUGUUUGAUUUCUUCCAAAAUCUUGAUUUCUAAACGAUUUAGUUUGCCGGUUGCACAAAAGCAAGUUGAAUUUAAAUUUAAUCGUGGUUAAUUUCGCAAGAACCAAUCAAAGAAGUGUUUUCUUUAACUGCUUCUCUGGCUGGCUCUUGCUGAAUUAACCAAGAUUAAAACCUAACCGGCUUUUGUGCAACCGGCACUAGAUGUCUCAGAUACUUUUCUCUAGAAUGUUUUUGUGUAUUCCAUUUUUCAACUACAUGUAACAAUGAUAAAUGAUUGAAUAGAUAUUUUGAAAAAUAUAAUAAUAACUAAAAAUUUAAUUUUGUUUCACAUAAUAUCAGUCAUUAUUCAAUAAGUGUGUGUGUAUUUCAUUUUCCAACUCCAUGUAACAAUGAUAAAUAAUUGAAUAGAUAUUUUGAAAAAUAUAAUAAUUAAAAAUUUAAUUUUGUUUCACAUAUCAGUCAUUAUUCAAUAAGUGUGUGGGUGUAUUUCAUUUUCCAACUCCAUGUAACAAUGAUAAAUAAUUGAAUAGAUAUUUUGAAAAAUAUAAUAAUAAUGAAAAAUUCAAUUUUGUUUCACAUAAUAUCAGUCAUUAUUCUAUGAGUUUAUACUCACGUUUGCGUUUUCUCACAUUUCAAUUCCUAUUAUAUUCUUAACAUAAUAACUAUAAAAUAUGUUAGUUUUCAUCACAAAUCCACAUUGUGUCGUUGUUUUUAUGAGUUAAAAUAAAUAUAGUAUUUUUGUCACAAAA